UGCUAAUCAAAAUUGCAAAAAAAAAAUACUUUAAAUAGCUUUAAAAAGAAUCCGAACUAUUUACAGACAUUUGAGCACUUGCAGAAUGAAUGACAUAAUGCCCUCUCUGAAUGUCCUAUAGCUAUAUAUAUUUUCAAGACUGCUUUGCUUUGCCUUCAAACAGGCUUUUCCUGCCUGGAGGAAUGCCUCAUUAUGAGGUUUCUAAUUCUUGUAAACAUCAUGCUGACUGUCUCAUGCAUGAUCAGCGCAGAUUAGGCCCAAGCAGGAAUUUAGCAAACCACUUCCGCCCGCUCAUUUAUUUCUGAGUGUGUUGCAACCAGUCCGUGCCAUUUGGUGUGACAGCUGGAAAAUGGACAUCGGCACUGUUGAUUAUGGAAGAUUAUUUAUUUAUUUAUUUGUGAAAGAAGACAGGACAAGACAUGAGGAGUUUCGAGGCUUAAAAUGACAAGGGCAUGUGAAAGCUGCUGUACCUGUGUGACCCCAAGACUUCAAGCAAGGUCUCAACUGGUGUUGACCUGAGCUUUUUCUCUCUCUCUCUCUAUAUAUAGUGUCAUCAUCUGUGGAGCUUGUAAAAGAUCUUUGGAAUACGAAGCGUUGUAAACUGCAGAUGAGGAAUAAGUAACAGCCUGAAACAGCCCGAAUGAAAGCGUGAGACAGAUCCACUUGCUCGCAGAGAACCCGCAAGUGUCAGACUGCCGCCGUCAUGGGGGAAUGGAGUUUUCUCAGCGGACUCUUUGACCACCUGCAGGCCCAUUCGCCCAUGCUGGGCCGCUUCUGGCUCCUGCUGAUGCUGGUGUUUCGGAUCCUGAUCCUGGGAACAGUGGCCAGCGACAUGUUCGAGGACGAGCAGGAGGAAUUUGCCUGCAACACGCUGCAGCCGGGCUGCAAGCAGGUGUGCUACGACCAGGCCUUCCCCAUCUCCCAGUACCGCUUCUGGGUCUUUCACAUCGUCCUCAUCGCCACGCCGUCGCUGCUUUUUCUCAUGUACGCCAUGCAUCAUCACAACAAGAGAACCAGCGCUUCCAAAGCUCCUCGAGACUACAGGGAAACCCGGCAGUUGAGGCGGCUCUACAUAGUCCACGUGGCCUUUCGGUUGUUCGCCGAAGUCUCCUUUCUCGUCGGGCAGUGGUGGCUUUACGGCUUCAAGGUGGAGGCCCAGUAUCCCUGCGACCGCUUCCCUUGUCCCUACACCGUGGACUGCUUCACCUCACGCCCGGCCGAGAAAACCGUCUUUCUCUGUUUCUACUUCACCGUCGGGGUCUUGUCUGCCAUUUCCAGUUGCGUGGAACUUCUCUACAGUUCCAGCAAGUGGUUCUGUUGCAAACGACGGCAUUUCAGCGACCCGAGCGCCCAGAGCUACAAGUCGGGGGAGCUGCCAGAGAUGCGUUCGCAAACAACCGUGUCAGACAACGUGGCAAGCAGCGGGAAGACCAGGAGGGGUUCGCACAAGAGCAGCAGGAAGGGUGACAGGCCGCCUUACAGGAACGGUAAACAUGUAAACGGCAAGACUUUCGUGGUGUGACAGCCUAUUUUGGAAGACAAUCAACUCUCACUGAGUCAUAAGGAAGUACAAAAAAAAAAAAACAUGUUGAUUUAGCCGUCGUCAGUCACCGCUCACCAAACUGACGUGGAUCACAUUGGACACCGGAGGUGGCAAAAGUACUCAGUCGGUGGGUAACUCAUUCACUGCCACUGAUGGCUGUAAACGUCAAAGAUCCAUUUUAAACUGGGCUGGCAGUGAACGAGCCACAAAUUACAAACAUGUUUUUUUUUUUUCUUUCCUUCCUCGGUAGUCACGAUUGACAAAUGCGCUAAUGACAAGUAUAAUUGAAU
Hippocampus comes (tiger tail seahorse) is the source of this 1833-nucleotide messenger RNA. Its product is annotated as gap junction delta-3 protein. NCBI's taxonomy places the organism in Eukaryota, Metazoa, Chordata, Actinopteri, Syngnathiformes, Syngnathidae. The coding region runs from base 704 to 1522 and encodes 272 amino acids. The transcript has 4 exons. Gene Ontology annotation, cellular component: connexin complex. The record is from RefSeq and is a predicted model, not a curated record. Gene Ontology annotation, biological process: cell-cell signaling. Gene Ontology annotation, molecular function: gap junction channel activity involved in AV node cell-bundle of His cell electrical coupling.